This is a messenger RNA of Andrographis paniculata, 2769 nucleotides long. Its product is annotated as probable cyclic nucleotide-gated ion channel 14. The coding region runs from base 354 to 2510 and encodes 718 amino acids. The transcript has 8 exons. Gene Ontology annotation, biological process: transmembrane transport; potassium ion transport. NCBI's taxonomy places the organism in Eukaryota, Viridiplantae, Streptophyta, Magnoliopsida, Lamiales, Acanthaceae. Gene Ontology annotation, molecular function: voltage-gated potassium channel activity. Gene Ontology annotation, cellular component: membrane. The record is from RefSeq and is a predicted model, not a curated record.
AAAAUAAUAAAUAAUAAGUAUUUAGUGUGAUAUUUUGUGAUAUGAAAAAAUAUAAUUUAUAUGAUAUGGUUAAGUUUUGUGUAUAAAAUUGAUAUAUUUUAUUUAAAAGGAAAACAUUAAAUAAUAAUAAUAAUUAAAAAAAAUCGGGCUUCAUAUUGUGGUUUUCAGCACAUUUUGUAUAAACUCAAAUUUACAAAUAGGAUAAUACAGCAAAAGAAAUACAUAAUGGAAUCCCAAAACUAAAAGUUGAUUUACGGAUUCUUCUGAAGCUGAGAGAAUCCGAGAGAGAGGAGACUCGCAUAAUCAAUUAUGAUACGAGCAUUCCAAUGGCGAAUCAUCAUCAUGAAUAGGUUAUGGAGUUCAAGAAGGAGAUGCCGAGGCAAGUCAGGUUUCAGGAGGCGACACAAAAUUUUGAGGAUUUUUGCGAGACCGAUGAACGACGCCACGAAAAGAAACUGCCUCUAUAUAAAUCCCCAGCCAUUCUGAGGAAUUCGGAAGGUGGAUAUAUUGCCGACAAGAUUUCCAAAAUUGGUAGGUCUAAGGUAUUCCCCGAAGGCCAAGAGCCUGGGAAAAAAACAGUGCUGGAUCCUGGAAGUGAGACUGUCCUGAAAUGGAAUCGAAUGUUUAUGUUCUCUUGUUUGGUUGCACUCUUUGUGGAUCCUCUUUUUUUCUACCUGCCUUCGGUGAGGAAUCAUGGCAAUGCUUCUUGUAUGCGUGUCGAUUUGAAUUUAGCGAUCGUCGUCACCUUUUUUCGCACGGUUGCCGAUGUUUUCUACCUGUUUCAUGUGAUCAUAAAGUUCAGGACUGCUUAUGUAUCUCCUAGCUCGAGAGUAUUCGGCAAAGGAGAACUUGUUGUUGAUUUAGAUAUGAUCGCGGCGCAGUAUUUGAAAUCCGAAUUCUUCAUUGAUUUCAUUGCAAUGCUGCCUCUUCCUCAGAUUGUUAUAUGGUCAAUAUUGCCGGCGAUUAGAAGCUCCAGCUCGGAUCAUACCAACAGCGCGCUUUUACUUGUCAUUUUGUUGCAGUAUAUCCCGAGGUUGUAUCUUAUUUUCCCUCUGAGUAGUCGGAUCAUUAAAGCUACCGGAGUCGUCACUAAGACCGCCUGGGCUGGUGCGGCGUACAAUUUGCUACUUUACAUGUUAGCGAGCCACGUGUUGGGGGCUUCGUGGUACUUAUUAUCGAUUGAAAGACACGCAACUUGUUGGAAAUCGGCUUGCAGGACUGAAUUUAAUUCGACUCGAUGCUCCCCUAGUUUUAUGGAUUGUGGUGCGUUAUCUCGCCAGGAUCGAACAGAAUGGAUAAAGAAUACACUUGUUUUCGCUAGGUGCAGACCUGAUAAUACAACGUUUUUCAAUUAUGGGAUAUUCGGAAAUGCUGUUGCGAACAACGUCGUCUCGUCUAAGUUCCUGGAGAAGUUCUUCUACUGCUUGUGGUGGGGCUUGCAAAACUUAAGUUCUUAUGGCCAGACGUUGUCGACUAGCACGUUUAUUGGCGAGACUUUGUUCGCGAUACUCAUCGCGAUUUUGGGGCUCAUCCUGUUCGCGCAUUUGAUUGGGAAUAUGCAGACGUAUCUGCAAUCCCUUACGGUGAGGCUCGAGGAGUGGCGCCUGAAGCAACGCGACACCGAAGAAUGGAUGAGGCAUCGACAGCUUCCGGAAGCUUUGCAGCAACGAGUUAGACGUUUUACGCAGUACAAAUGGCUAACGACUCGAGGCGUCAACGAAGAAAUCAUCCUGCGCGCCUUGCCCGGCGAUCUAAGUCGCGACAUUCAGCGACACCUCUGUUUAGAUCUUGUUCGCCGCGUUCCGUUUUUCUCUCAGAUGGACGACCAACUCCUUGACGCAAUAUGCGCGCGCCUUGUCUCCUCGUUGAGCACCGAGGGGACUUACAUCGUCCGCGAGGGCGAUCCCGUCACCGAGAUGCUAUUUAUCAUUCGAGGGACUUUGGACAGCUCGACGACGAACGGAGGCCGGGCCGGAUUCUUCAAUUUAACGGCGUUGAGACCUGGCGAUUUCUGCGGCGAGGAGCUUCUCGCCUGGGCCUUGCUUCCGAAAUCGACGCUCAAUUUGCCGUCGUCGACGAGAACGGUGAAAGCCCUCAGCGAAGUCGAAGCGUUCGCGCUCACCGCCGAGGACCUGAAAUACGUCGCAAACCAAUUCCGGCGGCUGCACAGCAAGAAACUGCAGCACACUUUCCGGUACUACUCGCACCAUUGGCGGACGUGGGCGGCGACAUUUAUUCAGGCGGCGUGGCGGAGGCACAAGAAGAGGAUGAUGUCGAAAAGCUUGAGUAUGAUGGAAUCGUUCAACUCGUAUAACAGCGAGGAGCUCGUCGAAUGCAACGACGACGAGGAGUCGAGAACCCGGGCGAGGCAGGGGUUGGGAGUUACGGUCCUGGCGUCGAGAUUCGCCGCUAAUACGAGGAAAGGCGCGCGGAGGAGUAAGAAUGUGAAGCUUCCGAAGCUGCAGAAGCCCGAAGAGCCGGACUUCUCGGCUGAUCCCGACAACGACUAGCGCUUCACGAUCGAAAUCGAAAUCGAAAUCGAAAUCGAAAUUAAAAUCGAGAAGGUAGAUAGGAAGAAGACAGGUUUGAUCCUCUCGUUUCCUCUCCUCUAUUCCAUUUUUAUGUUUCUUGUCCUAAGCUUUUUGUUGGAUAAUUACAACCUUAAGUUAAAAAGGAUCGAACUUUAUUUACUAUUGAGCGACUGAUUGUUGGGACGUUAUAUAAACUUGGAACAGAGGAUAUUAUAUUAUUUAUAUUAUAUUUAUGCAU